Messenger RNA from Chelonus insularis, 2010 nucleotides. Its product is annotated as polyubiquitin-like. The coding region runs from base 156 to 1763 and encodes 535 amino acids. Gene Ontology annotation, cellular component: cytoplasm; nucleus. The record is from RefSeq and is a predicted model, not a curated record. The transcript has 2 exons. NCBI's taxonomy places the organism in Eukaryota, Metazoa, Arthropoda, Insecta, Hymenoptera, Braconidae. Gene Ontology annotation, biological process: protein ubiquitination; modification-dependent protein catabolic process. Gene Ontology annotation, molecular function: protein tag activity; RNA binding; ubiquitin protein ligase binding.
CACGUCAUCACUAGUUCAUCUGAGCAGUGGCUAUAAAAGCCUUGGCAUCGCUUUGGGACGCCAUUAGCACAAGUGCUGUUGAAAGUGAAACAUUUCUCCGUGAAGAAAAUUUUCUUUGUUCUCCCAAGAGGUUAUCGCAACAAAUAAAGAUAAUCAUGCAGAUCUUCGUCAAGACUUUAACUGGAAAAACCAUCACCCUCGAGGUUGAGGCUUCAGACACCAUUGAGAAUGUGAAAGCUAAGAUUCAAGACAAGGAAGGAAUCCCACCGGACCAGCAACGUUUAAUCUUCGCUGGAAAGCAACUCGAAGAUGGACGUACUCUCUCUGACUAUAAUAUUCAAAAGGAGUCGACUCUUCAUUUAGUACUUAGACUUCGAGGUGGUAUGCAGAUCUUUGUCAAGACUUUGACCGGAAAAACUAUCACUCUUGAGGUUGAAGCAUCUGACACAAUUGAAAAUGUGAAAGCUAAGAUUCAAGAUAAAGAAGGAAUCCCACCAGACCAGCAACGAUUGAUCUUCGCUGGAAAACAACUCGAAGAUGGUCGUACUCUUUCUGAUUAUAACAUCCAGAAAGAAUCAACACUCCAUUUAGUACUCCGACUUCGUGGUGGUAUGCAAAUUUUCGUGAAAACUUUGACUGGAAAGACCAUUACUCUUGAAGUUGAAGCUUCAGACACCAUCGAAAAUGUGAAAGCAAAAAUCCAGGACAAAGAAGGUAUUCCUCCAGACCAGCAACGAUUGAUCUUCGCUGGAAAACAAUUGGAAGAUGGACGCACAUUGUCAGACUACAACAUCCAGAAAGAGUCUACCCUUCACUUGGUACUUCGACUUCGAGGUGGUAUGCAGAUUUUCGUCAAGACUUUAACUGGAAAAACUAUCACCCUUGAGGUUGAAGCUUCAGACACAAUUGAAAAUGUAAAAGCUAAAAUCCAAGACAAAGAAGGAAUCCCACCAGACCAGCAACGUUUGAUCUUCGCUGGAAAACAAUUGGAAGAUGGUCGCACUCUUUCUGAUUACAACAUCCAGAAAGAAUCAACACUCCAUUUAGUACUUAGGCUCAGAGGAGGAAUGCAAAUCUUCGUUAAAACACUUACUGGAAAGACUAUCACAUUGGAAGUUGAAGCAUCCGACACUAUUGAGAAUGUGAAAGCCAAGAUCCAAGAUAAAGAAGGUAUCCCACCAGAUCAACAGAGAUUAAUCUUCGCUGGAAAACAACUCGAAGAUGGACGCACAUUGUCGGACUACAAUAUCCAGAAAGAAUCUACACUUCAUUUAGUACUCCGACUCCGUGGUGGUAUGCAGAUCUUCGUUAAAACCUUGACUGGAAAAACUAUCACCCUUGAGGUUGAAGCUUCAGACACAAUUGAAAAUGUAAAAGCUAAAAUCCAAGACAAAGAAGGUAUUCCUCCAGAUCAACAGAGAUUAAUCUUUGCUGGCAAACAAUUAGAAGAUGGACGCACAUUGUCGGACUACAACAUCCAGAAAGAGUCUACCCUUCACUUGGUACUUCGACUUCGAGGUGGUAUGCAAAUUUUCGUUAAAACUCUGACUGGAAAAACCAUCACAUUAGAGGUUGAAGCUUCAGACACUAUUGAAAACGUAAAGGCGAAGAUCCAGGACAAAGAAGGAAUCCCACCAGAUCAACAACGAUUGAUCUUUGCUGGAAAACAGCUUGAAGAUGGACGCACAUUGUCUGAUUAUAAUAUUCAAAAAGAAUCUACCCUUCAUUUAGUUCUUCGACUUCGUGGUGGUCUUCUUCAUUAAAGACUUCAUUAGUAUUAUCAACUUCAAUUCAAUAUUCAAAUACCAAUGAUUUUACAUUCAGAUUAUUUAAAUUUCUAAGUGAUAUUCUUUAGGGACUGAUGUUACAAUUAUCUCGCUCAUGUGUUUAUUGUAACUCUAAUUUUCUUUCUUUAACAUUAUAGAUAUAGAAAUUUUUUAUACUGAUUGUCUAAUGUAAAAAAAAAAGAGGUUAUUAAUCAUUAAAAUGCAAAAAUAUGUUCAAAUUUAA